GUGAUGGGAAAUCACACGCCUCCCAACUCCCAGAUAAAAAGAGGAGGAGGACUUGUUUUGCACUUUCUUUGUCACUUCAAUCAAGAUGAAAGGCAGCAUUGUCGUUGGACUUUUGUGCACACUUGUCUGCGAAGUGGCCACACUCUCUUGCUACCGCUGCCCACUUGAUACCGAGUUCCAGAACUGCAACCAAACCAAAGACUGUCCAAGAUCAUGUGCCAGCAUAACCGAAGCAUUACAUGAAGGUGGUACAGAAAUAGUGCGCUAUCAAAAGUGCUGCUAUGAGCCGGAUCACUGCAUCGCUGGGUCAUUAAACCUUGGAGUUUCUAAGAGGAGAAUCAGCAUCGAAUGCUGUGACAAAGACCUGUGCAAUACUAAAAAAACUCCAGAGUUUAACACAGAUAAUACUCCUAAUGGGAAGACAUGUUUCACCUGUGAAGACAAUGACUGUACAAAAUCCAUGUCUUGUGUCGGAAAUGAGGACUAUUGCAUUAAAACAACAACCGAGUCGGAUGGGCAGAUAACUAUUAUGAAGGGAUGUGCCUCCGGGACUAUCUGCAAAGGAGACGUAUCUGGUCUGAUAAACUCUAAGGUGGAGUGCUGUGAAGGGAACCUGUGCAACAGGCCCAAGGGUGGGAGGGCACAGAUUGCCCUUAUCCUGGUGGGGUCUCUUCUCUCUGUUGUGAUCAUCAUUCUGGGUGGUGUGCUUCUAGGACUUCAUAUCAGGUCACGGAACAAAUGUAGCUACUGUUCCACAAGUUCCAUGGAAAUGCCUUACAUAGAUAAAUGAAUACAGAGACGGUUGAAAAAGCGAGACGAUUCACAGGAGGCUUCUUCCUGUUCCCCUAUGACGUAGGGUUCGAACGCGCCACGCCUUUUUAGGAGACUAGCAGGAGAUUUUUUUACAGUGUAGCUAUGGAAGAAAUCUAUAAAUGAAUUUUUGUUCUAAAGCCGAAGGAACGGACAAUUUCACUGCAUUCUUUGCAUUAGUAAUCAUAUGCAUGUGGCAAAUAAACAUCCUUGUAUCCUUGUGUCAUGUUUUUGAGUUGUAAAUAAACUGUAAGUUGUAAAGUUGGAAACUGUAAAUUGUAAAUAAAUUGUUUAAAUGGUCA
Molecule: messenger RNA, 1112 nt
Organism: Sardina pilchardus (European sardine)
Lineage: Eukaryota; Metazoa; Chordata; Actinopteri; Clupeiformes; Clupeidae
Product: urokinase plasminogen activator surface receptor-like
Exons: 5
Coding region: 86-790 (234 amino acids)
Source: RefSeq, a predicted model, not a curated record